This is a messenger RNA of Daldinia decipiens, 1973 nucleotides long. RefSeq lists its product as uncharacterized. Bases 354 to 1838 code for a protein of 494 amino acids. The transcript is spliced from 3 exons. The record is from RefSeq and is a predicted model, not a curated record. NCBI's taxonomy places the organism in Eukaryota, Fungi, Ascomycota, Sordariomycetes, Xylariales, Hypoxylaceae.
GGCAAUGCAUCUAAGACUGAAAACCAACCCUUUGUCACUAUCAUACUGAAAGCCUCGAACAUAUGCGUAUGUACCUAGGAAAGUACUUAAGUACAGUUUAGGUACCUAGUCGUUAUAACAGCCUUUGCUACAAAGCUCUAUCACGGAAAACUACAAAUACCCCAAUCUGUUACUUCAAAUCAUCUACGCAAAAAUUUCCCCUUCCUUUCAAACAUCACCAUCAACAUUCCGGCAGGGCCCCGUUCUUCUCCGUUCAUCAAUCUGAGCAAUAACCGGCCCCACAUUACUUGCAGGAUCGCCGCUCCGCCGGGUGCUACCAACACUACAUAUCGAUCCCGGUCACUUGAUUUGCAAUGUCUUCCGUUAGCUCAUAUUCGGGCUCGAGUUGCGACUCCGAUGCCGAGUCAGUUUCUUCUUCAGUUAUCUAUACCGAUGAAGAACCAUUUAGCACCUUUCAAACCCGUGUCCUCGACUUUGCUCUUCACGAAAUCUGGCCCGAUGCGACCGAGGAAGAGAUCAGCGUGGAACGGAUGGCCGGAGGCGGAGAAAAUCGUAUUAUCGGUAUAUCCCGACAGCCGACUGAACAACCCGACACUCAUAUCUGCUACAUCAUACGCAUGCCCCGGUUCGAUAGUAUGUACUUGAAUAGUCAAGUUGCUACUCUACGAUUUCUCCACCAACAUAGCAAGAUUCCUGCUCCAGAUGUCAUCAAAUUCGACGCCACAGAGGACAAUGAGCUCAAUACUAGAUACACUAUUCAAACUCGCCUUCCUGGGCAAACUUUGCUAUAUUCAUAUCAAACUCUUUCCCACGAGGAGCGAUGCAGACUCGCGCGGGAACUCGGCCAUGUCUAUUCCGAGUUACUAUCCACUCGCAGUGCCAUGUCCGGUGUUUUAGUGCUACCUAUAGAUGGAGCAGGACCUCUUGAGCUUCUACCGUGGAAACGUCCUGAGGUUCCAUGCGCCAGAGAGUAUAGCAAUUUACCCGUGGUCGAAGAUAUCAAAAAAGUCCUACAAGAUAUUUUCACAGCCCAGAAAGACUACGACUUAAGGAUGUGGCCCAAGGACACUUCCGGACCCUUACUCAUGGAUAAGUUCUGCAAAAUGGCUGCGGAAUUAGAAGCAGAUGGAUGGUUUAAGAAUUGCUACACGUCGUUAGCACAUCUAGAUCUAGAGCCGCGCAACGUGCUCGUCAAUCCUACAUCAGACACGAGUUCUCCCAUCAUUUCUACUAUCCUUGAUUGGGACAGCGCCGUCUUUGCACCCCAAUUCAUGUGCUGCAAACCGCCUCUUUGGUUAUGGGCAUGGCAAGAAGAUGAGGAAGAAGACGAACGUACGGCUAAUGAUGAACCACCGACAUCGGAAGGACGCCAGCUAAAGCAGCUCUUUGAGGAGGCGGCUGGUCCAGACUACAUUCGGCUCGCUUAUGAACCUGCUUAUCGACUUGCGAGACAGCUUGUUCAAUUCGCCAUUGGGGGUGUGGGUUCCAAUAUGGCCUUCAAGGAAGCCGAGGAGAUGCUUGAGGAAUGGAGGAUGAUACAUCAUGAGGACCGGGAAGCAUCCUCCCUUACCAAACAAAUCGGCGAUUGCCAUAUAGGAGAUGAAAGUUCUUCGGAGCAAGACACUGGAAUAGGUGCUGAUAUUAUGGAAGAAGAGAGUGCUUCUGAACAGGAGGAGGAUGCUACGACUUUUUAUGAGAACGCCACUUCUGAGCAAAUGGAGGAUACUACUAUCAGCCGGGAAGAGAGUAUCGGUACUGAGAAGGAUGAGAGCGUUGAACCUAGCCUAAAGGAAGGCACUUGGACUUGGACUCGUGCUGGCUUAUGUAUCAUACUAUAGAAAGCGGCAGUUUAAUUACAACGAAGUCAACCCCUUAAAUUAUCUUGUUCCUUUCCUAGAGAUUAUAUUGUUAUGUAAUAUCAAUGUGCCAGCUACUAGAAACUGCCAUAUCUCAAUAAUAUCAAUAAUUCCAAC